UUCGCCUUCGGCUGGAUGAAGAAGCACAAGCUGUCCUCCUUCGACGCCUCCGACGACACCAAGAACGGGAAGAAGGGACUCUACGAGAGGGUCAUCGACCUCAAGAAGAAGAACCCCAGCCUCAAGAUACUCCUGGCCGUCGGGGGAUGGUCCUUUGGCACGCAGAGGUUUAAGGAGAUGGCCUCCAACAGCUACAACAGGCGGCUCUUCAUCUUCAGCUCGCUCAACUUCUUGCGAAAGCGCAACUUCGACGGACUCGACCUCGACUGGGAGUUCCCCAGGGGUGCCGAGGACAAGAGGAACUUCGUCGAACUGCUCCGGGAAUUGCGGGAGGCGUUCGAGGCCGAAGCCAAGGAGAAGAAGCUGCCCCGGCUCUUGCUGACGGCUGCGGUGUCUGCGGGCGCCGAGAUCGUGAAGGGCGGCUACGACGUGCCCGCAGUGGCCGCCUACUUGGACUUCCUGAACGUCAUGUCGUACGACUUCCACGGCAAGUGGGAGACCAUGACCGGACACAACAGCCCGCUCUACGCUCUGACCAACGAGACCACCUGGAGGAAGCAGCUCUGCAUGGACUUCGGCGUGAAGAUGUGGGAGCGGCUGGGGGCCCCCAAGGACAAGAUCGUGGUGGGCACGGGCACUUACGGCCGGACUUUCACCCUGGCGAGCCCCAACAAGAACGGCAUGAACGCGCCUUCGUCCGGAGGAGGAGAAGCAGGACAGUUCACCAAGGAGGGAGGGUUCCUGGCAUACUACGAGGUGUGCGACAUGCUCAAGAAAGGCGCCGACUACGUCUGGGACGAGGAACAGCAAGUGCCCUAUGCGUACCUCGGAAAUCAAUGGGUGGGCUUCGACGACGAGAGAAGUAUUAGGAUAAAGAUGAACUGGAUCAAGACCAACGGCUACGCGGGAGCCAUGGUGUGGACGGUAGACAUGGACGACUUCCGCGGUCGAUGCACCACCAAAACGUGGCCCUUGAUCGGAGCCAUGGCCGAGGAAUUGUUGGGCAGGCCAAGCAGGGGGCCCAAGAACCUGCUGCCAUUCGUCAAGAAAGUACGCACCACGACCACCGAGGCGCCUGUCGUCAAGAGGAUAGACUCGCUCAACACAGCGUCGUCCAGUCUGCCUGCCAAGGACGAAGCUGCAGAACCAGACACCAACGCCCGCGUCGUCUGCUACUUCACCAACUGGUCGUCGAAGCGCAAGGGCAAGGGCCACUACGAGCCGGAGGACAUCGACACGUCGCUGUGCACGCACGUCAUCUACGCCUUCGCCAACGUGAAGGAAUACAAGAUCGCCACCACGGAAGGCGUGGACGAAGGCCAAGGAGCAGAGAAGGGCUACUGGGAGCGCAUCGUUGCCCUGAAGACAAAGAACCCGCUGCUCAAGGUCAUGCUGGGAGUCGGAGGCUGGAUGCUCGGCUCCGCUCCCUUCCGCGAGAUCACCGAGAACACCUACAGGCAGUCUCUGUUCGUUUUCAACUCUAUCGACUUCCUGAGGGAAAAGGGCUUCGACGGACUCGACGUGGACUGGGAGUUCCCACGGGGCGCCGACGACAAGAAGAAACUCACCGGGCUUAUCAAGGACCUUCGCACAGCGUUCGAUGGAGAGGCCCUGGCCUCGAAGAAACCUCGACUUCUGCUUUCAAUGGCAGCACCGGCCAGCUUUGAAGCCAUCUCCGCAGGUUACGAUGUCGAGGAGCUCAACAAGUACGUGGACAUGAUCAACAUGAUGACGUACGACUUCCACGGAGACUGGGAACGCCAGGUGGGCCACCACAGCCCCCUGUUCCCGCUGUACAGCGCCAGCAACUACCAGAAGAAGCUCACGGUGGACUACAGUGCCGCUGAGUGGGUGCGCAAGGGCGCGAGCAAGGAGAAGCUCCUGGUGGGCAUCCCGACGUACGGCCGCUCCUUCACCCUCGGCAACAACACCCUGACCGACAUCGGGGCACCGGCCACCUCGGGAGGCAAGGCCGGCAACUACACGGGCGAAACGGGCUUCCUCUCCUUCUUCGAGAUCUGCGACCUCUUGCGGUCUGGUGCCACUCUUGUUUGGGACAAUGAGCAGAUGGUGCCGUACGCCUACAAGGACGACCAGUGGGUGGGCUUCGACGACCAGAGGAGUCUCAAGCUGAAGGUCCAGUGGCUCAAGCAGGCCGGUUACGGCGGCGUGAUGGUGUGGUCGGUGGACCUGGACGACUUCAGGGGCACGUGCACGGGCCAGAACUACCCGCUGCUCACGGCCAUCAAGGAGGAGCUUAAGGGGUACAAGGUGGCCAACCUCGAGGUCGCCUCCUCAAACGUCUUCAACUCCUACGGCCAGCUCGUCGACCCGGACGAAGUGGUGUGCGAGGAAGAGGACGGCCACAUCAGCUACCACCUGGACAAGAAGGACUGCACCAUGUACUACAUGUGCGAGGGCAAGCGGCGACACCACAUGCCGUGCCCCGUCAACCUCGUGUUCAACCUCAACGAGAGUGUGUGCGACUGGCCCGAGAACGUCGAGGACUGCAAGCACGUCUCCAAGAAGACCUAG
Molecule: messenger RNA, 2535 nt
Organism: Ixodes scapularis (black-legged tick)
Lineage: Eukaryota; Metazoa; Arthropoda; Arachnida; Ixodida; Ixodidae
Gene: Cht7
Product: acidic mammalian chitinase
Exons: 14
Coding region: 16-2535 (839 amino acids)
Biological process (GO): carbohydrate metabolic process; chitin catabolic process
Cellular component (GO): extracellular region
Molecular function (GO): chitin binding; hydrolase activity, hydrolyzing O-glycosyl compounds
Source: RefSeq, a predicted model, not a curated record